AGGGCGAGGAGGAGCAGGAUGAGUGCCGGGCUGCGCCCCGGGAGGAGGCAGUGAGCACCCAGCGGCGCUCCGGAGGGGAUGAGGCAGAGCCCGAUGGCAGCCCAGCAGCCCAUGCCUGGCUCCUCCAGGCCCAGGACAUCCUUCCUUAUCCAAGACAUCCUCUGGGAUGGAGUGCGGCCGGAGCGCGGCGGCAGCGCAGGUCUCGGCAGCCAGGCGGGCACGGAGGAGGCUGUGGUGGAGGGCAGAGAGGGCAGCGAGGCGCCGGGAGCUGCCCCAGGGCAUCAGCCCAAGGGACCUCAUCCCCUAGGAGCACCCCAAGCGACACCCCACAAGGAGGAUGAAGAUGCCACACCAGAGAGCCACCUGCCAGCCUGUGCCCCACCACCACCACUACUGCCAGCUUUGCCCAUCACACAGCAGCCCCCCAGGCAGCCCAAACGUUCCAGAGCUGCCUUCUCCCACAGCCAGGUCAUCGAACUGGAGAGGAAAUUCAGCCACCAAAAGUACCUCUCAGCCCCAGAGAGAGCUCACCUGGCCCAAAACCUGCAGCUCACCGAGACCCAGGUGAAAAUCUGGUUCCAGAACAGGAGGUACAAGACCAAAAGGAAACAGUUGGCCUCUGAAAUCAGCAGACUGGACCCGGGGUUGGCUGGGCAGAAGGCAGCUGAGCUGCCAGCAGCAUCCCUGCUGGCACUGAGGGGAGGUUGGCACUACCUGCCCUGCCUCUACUACUUGAAUGGUUGCAGUGCCUGGUGGUGGUAAUGGCUUUGGGUGCCUCGUGGUGGU
Messenger RNA from Pogoniulus pusillus (Red-fronted tinkerbird), 786 nucleotides. It is a transcript of the gene NKX3-1, whose product is annotated as NK3 homeobox 1. Gene Ontology annotation, molecular function: RNA polymerase II cis-regulatory region sequence-specific DNA binding; DNA-binding transcription factor activity, RNA polymerase II-specific. The record is from RefSeq and is a predicted model, not a curated record. Bases 79 to 762 code for a protein of 227 amino acids. Gene Ontology annotation, biological process: regulation of transcription by RNA polymerase II; cell differentiation. Gene Ontology annotation, cellular component: nucleus. The transcript is spliced from 2 exons. NCBI's taxonomy places the organism in Eukaryota, Metazoa, Chordata, Aves, Piciformes, Lybiidae.